Vicia faba (fava bean) is the source of this 1386-nucleotide messenger RNA. The record is from the annotation of a GenBank genome assembly. Lineage: Eukaryota; Viridiplantae; Streptophyta; Magnoliopsida; Fabales; Fabaceae.
AUGGCAACAAGAAGCAAUCAACUUCACAUUGCCAUGUUUCCAUGGUUUGCUACAGGUCACAUGACUCCAUUCCUUCACCUCUCAAACGAAUUAGCCAAAAGAGACCACAAAAUCACUUUUCUACUACCCCAUAAAGCUCAUUUUCAACUUCGCCACCUUAAUCACCACCCAUCUCUUAUCACAUUCCACACCAUCACUGUUCCUCACGUUGAAGGCCUUCCUCUCGGCACAGAAACAGCCUCAGAUAUUCCCAUUUUUCUCAACCACUUACUCGCCAUUGCCAUGGACAAAACCCGUGAUCAAGUUCAACAAACACUGACCAUAAUAAAACCCGACUUUGUUUUCUAUGACAAUGCUUACUGGAUGCCUGAAAUAGCUAGAGAAAUCGGUAUCAAAACCGUUUGUUACAAUGUUGUUUCCGCUUCUAGUUUGGCUAUUGCACUUGUCCCUGCAAGAAAAGUGAAUGAUUCCAUUACUGAGGAAGAACUCAGGGUUCCACCAGAAGGGUACCCUUCUUCCAAAGUUGUUCUUAGUGGUAAUGAAGCAAAGGCUUUGUCUUUCAUUUCACUACCAUUUGGAGAAGGAAACAUCACGUUCUAUGACAGAAUCGUAAUGGCUAUGAAAGGAAGUGAUGCUAUAGGAAUUAGAACAACGAGAGAAUUAGAAGGUAACUUUUGUGACUAUAUUGCUUCACAAUAUGAAAAGCAAGUGCUUUUAACCGGACCAGUCUUGUCAUUGGAUGAUUCCGCGUUUGAGGAGAAGCUGGAACCUUAUUGGGCUGAUUGGCUUGAUGGAUUUGAACGUGCUUCAGUUGUGUUCUGUGCAUUUGGGUCACAGAUCAAUUUAGAGAAAGCUCAAUUCCAAGAAAUUCUGUUGGGUUUUGAGCUUUCAGGGUUGCCUUUUAUUGUGGCUCUUAAAGCUCCUAUUGGGUGUGAAACAGUAGAAGAAGCUCUGCCACAAGGUUUUGAAGAAAGAGUAAAAGGAAGAGGAAAAGUUUCAAGGGGUUGGGUUCAACAACCAUUGAUGUUGAAACAUUCAUCUGUUGGGUGUUUUGUGAACCAUUGUGGCUUUGGUUCUAUGUGGGAGUCAUUGAUGAGUGAUAAACAGAUAGUUUUGGUGCCUCAUCUUGCUGAUCAGGUUUUGAAUACCAAGUUGCUUGUUGGUGAAUUGGAAGUUGCUGUUGAAGUUGAAAGAGGUGAAACUGAUGGUUGGAUCUCAAAAGAGAGUUUGAGUAAAGCUAUUAGGUUGGUGAUGGAUGAAGGAAGUGAGGUGGGUGUGAGAGUGAAGAUUAACCAUGCUAAGUGGAAGGAAAAUGGAGGAACUUCGGUGUUAAUCAAUGCUUACAUUGAUAAGUUUCUCCAAAAUCUUCAACAUUUCUCAAAUUAG